AAAGACCCCCCUCCGUUCCCAAGCACACGGAUCCGCGCACGGGGAGCAUUCCCGCGCCCCCAGCCGGGCUCAGCUCCGCAGACAAAGCCCCGCGCACCUCUGCGCAAAAAGAGCGCAGCGGGCGCGCAGACAAAGCGGGGCCGGCAGCCGGUGAGCGCUGCAGCAUGCGGGGCUGCGCAGGGCUUCUUCUGCGAGUGGGCUCUGGCAGCGGCUGCGGCUGCCUUUUUCUUCUUCCCUUUUUUCCCCCCCUCCUUCGUGUGAGCGUUAUUUUUUUUUUUUUUUUUUCUCUCCUCUUCACCAACUUCCUUCCUGCUCCAACUGCCAAAGCUCAAAGCUGAGCGCUGAGAGGAAGACCCCGGUCGCAGGCGCCGCUGAGCCGACCAAGUGAACAUGACUGAGAAGACCCAAGAACCUCAUGUGGAGGAGGAUGAUGAUGAGCUGGAUGGGAAACUCAACUACAAACCUCCUCCCCAGAAGACACUGCAAGAGCUGCAAGAGUUGGACAAGGACGAUGAAAGCCUCGCUAAGUACAAGAAGUCCCUGCUGGGAGAUGGACCUGUGGUAGUAGACCCAACAGCUCCCAAUGUGGUGGUCACCCGACUCACCCUGGUAUGUGACUCUGCUCCAGGACCGAUCACCAUGGACCUUACAGGUGAUCUUGAAACACUCAAGAAAGAGACCUUUGUAUUAAAGGAAGGAGUGGAAUACAGAGUUAAGAUCCACUUCAGAGUAAACAGGGACAUUGUGUCAGGACUGAAAUACGUGCAGCACACCUACCGGACAGGGGUGAAGGUGGACAAAGCCACAUUCAUGGUUGGCAGCUACGGGCCACGGCCAGAGGAGUAUGAGUUCCUGACGCCUAUUGAGGAGGCUCCUAAGGGUAUGCUGGCUCGAGGCACCUAUCACAACAAGUCCUUCUUCACGGAUGAUGACAAGCACGACCAUCUCACCUGGGAGUGGAACCUGUCCAUCAAGAAGGAAUGGACAGAAUGAGUUCACUCAGUUUGCCUUCCCCCUUCCCAUCCCCUUGCCUCCUGCACCAGUCUCCAGGUGGGCCAUGCCCACCACGCUGCUCCUUCCUGCCACCGUGGCCAGCCACAACCCUGGCAGCCCUUCCCAUGGGUGCUGGGGCUGUGUGCCAGCCUCAGUCGAUGCACAGGCCUGCAAGCAGCCUUUGCUGCUGCUUCUGAUACACUGAAAAUAGCCCUCCCGUUCUCACCACCGCCCCAUCAUGAUAUCUAAUGGGUUAAAUUGGGAAGCGUCUCCCUCCCUUUCUCCCAGUACUUCCUCCUGUUUCCUCCAUCUCUCCUGUACCAACUCUGGUCCCGGAAGUGCCUUUUCUAGGAAACAAGAUCACCUGGCAGGGCGGACUGGUCCCUGGAAAAUCCCUAUCCGAGUUAUAUACUUGCCAUGUGUUCUGACUCACCGUAAAUGGUUACUUACCUCCCAUGAUGGUCUCCUGGUCUGUAUCUGGUGCCCUACCCCAUUAAAAUCAAUUCUUGUGCAGGCAAAACCAGUCAGGGGGAAUGCAGCUAGAUGCUGUAACAAGACUUCAGUGUCCCAAGAAUAAAACCAGUUUCUUUCUUCUUUUC
This is a messenger RNA of Strigops habroptila (Kakapo), 1592 nucleotides long. RefSeq names its product Rho GDP dissociation inhibitor beta (gene ARHGDIB). The record is from RefSeq and is a predicted model, not a curated record. The transcript has 6 exons. The coding region runs from base 391 to 993 and encodes 200 amino acids. Lineage: Eukaryota; Metazoa; Chordata; Aves; Psittaciformes; Psittacidae. Gene Ontology annotation, biological process: Rho protein signal transduction. Gene Ontology annotation, molecular function: Rho GDP-dissociation inhibitor activity; protein binding. Gene Ontology annotation, cellular component: membrane; cytosol; cytoplasm.